AUGGACAAUAGAAAGUUUCUUCAAAGAGACAUUAACCAAUUUCUGUUCCUAUCUAUCUAUCUAUCAAUUUCAGUCUAUUCAUAUCUUUCUGUUUCUGUCUAUAUCUAUCUCUCUAUCUAUCUAUCCCAUUCUGUUCAUAUCUAUCUAUCUAUCUAUCUAUCUAUCUAUCUAUCUAAUUCUUUUUAUAUGUUUAUCUUUCUGUCCAUAACUCUCUAUUUAAGAAGUUCAUAUCUAUCUAUCUAUCUAUCUCUCUAUCUAUGUAUCCCAUUCUGUUCAUAUCUCUAUUCAUUCAUCUAUCUAUCUAUCUAUCUAUCUAUCUAUCUAUCAUCUGUCCCAUUCUCUAUCUAUCUAUCUCUAUCUAUCUAUCUAUCUAUCCCAUUCUGUUCUAUCUAUCUAUCUAUCUAUCUAUCAUCUAUCUAUCUAUCAUCUAUCCCAUUCUGUUCAUAUCUAUCUAUCUAUCUAUCUAUCCAUCUAUCAUCAGUAUCUAUCUAUCUAUUUAUCCCAUUCUGUUCAUAUCUAUCUAUCUAUCUAUUCAUUUCUUCAUCUAUCUAUCUAUUUAUCCCAUUCUGUUCAUAUAUAUAUAUAUUCAUUGUUCAUCUAUUCAUUCAUCUAUUAUAUAUCCAUUUAUCCCAUUCUGUUCAAAUCUAUAUAUCAUUUCAUUCUAUCCAUCUAUCAUAUCUAUCUAUCCCAUUCUGUUCAUAUAUAUCAUCUAUCUAUCUAUCUAUCUAUCUAUCUAUCAUCUAUCUAUAUAUCUAUCCCAUUCUGUUCAUAUCUAUCUAUCUAUCUAUUCAUCUAUCUAUCCAUCUAUCUAUCUAUCUAUCUAUCUAUCCCAUUUCUGUUCAUAUCUAUCUAUCUAUCUAUCCCAUUCAUCUAUUCAUUCAUCUAUCUCAAUGUUCAUAUCUAUCUAUCUAUUCUUUUAUAUUUCAUAUCUAUCUAUCUAUUCUUCAUUCAUCUAUCUAUCCCAUUCUAUCCAUUCAUUCAUUCUAUCUAUCUAUCUAUCUAUCUAUCUAUCCCAUUCUGUUCAUAUCUAUCUAUCUAUCUAUCUAUUCAUCUAUCUAUCCCAUUCUGUUCAUAUUCAUUCAUUCAUCUAUCCAUUCAUCUAUCUAUCUAUUCAUCUAUCCAUCCCAUUCUGUUCAUAUUCAUCUAUCUAUCUAUCUAUCUAUUCAUCUAUCAUCUAUCUAUCUAUCCCAUUCUGUUCAUAUCUAUAUAUCAUUCAUCUAUCAUCUAUCUAUUCAUCAAUUUAUCUAUCUAUUCAUCCCAUUCUGUUCAUAUCUAUCUAUCUAUCUAUCUAUCUAUCUAUCUAUCAUUUAUCCCAUUCUGUUCAUAUAUCUAUUCAUUCAUUCAUCUAUCAUUCAUUCAUCUAUCUCAUUCUAUCCCAUUCUGUUCAUAUCUAGAUUCAUCUAUUCUGUCUACAUUCAUUAUUCAUUCAAUUUAUAUAUCUAUUUCAAUUCUCUUGCUUUCGUUUCAGUCUAG
Molecule: messenger RNA, 1473 nt
Organism: Acanthosepion pharaonis
Lineage: Eukaryota; Metazoa; Mollusca; Cephalopoda; Sepiida; Sepiidae
Source: the annotation of a GenBank genome assembly